GUUUACUUCUCUGUGGAGGCAACACUGGUGUUGUUGACACGUUUCGCUAUAUUUGGUGGAGCAUUUCAACCAGAAUUCGCAGAACCUCUAGUUAAUCUGUCUAUUCCAGUGGGACGUGAUGCGAUCUUUCGAUGUAAUGUUCACCAUUUGGGAGGAUACCGGGUGGGAUGGGUUAAGGCGGAUACAAAAGCGAUCCAAGCGAUCCACGACCACGUCAUCACCCACAAUUCACGGGUAUCAGUGUCCCAUAGUGAUCAUAUUACGUGGAAUCUUCAUAUCAAGAAUGUGCAGGAAGAAGACAACGGUCUCUAUAUGUGUCAAAUUAACACCGAUCCGAUGAAAAGUCAGGUCGGUUAUCUGGAAGUAACGGUGCCCCCGGAUUUUUCUGACGAAACUUCGGGCGACGUUAUGGUCCCAGAAGGUGGAAGGGUACAGCUAACGUGUCGUGCCAAGGGACACCCAGCGCCGCACGUGCAAUGGAGAAGGGAGGAUGGUCAAGAAAUUACGGUUAAGGAGGCCAACGGAAUAAAAUCACGGGCGAUCUCCUAUCUUGGCGAGGUCUUGGUGAUAUCGAAAAUUUCCAGAUCGGAUAUGGGGGCGUACAUGUGCAUAGCGUCUAACGGCAUACCGCCAACAGUCAGCAAGAGAAUUAUGGUCAGUGUGCACUUCUAUCCCGUCAUAUCAGUGCCAAAUCAGUUAGUGGGGGCCCCCUUGAGCACCGAUGUGACACUAGAAUGUCGUGUGGAGGCAUACCCAAAAUCCAUCAACUAUUGGGUUAAGGAGGGAGGUGAAAUGGUAAUAUCCAGCCAGAAGUACGAAGUGAAGGAGAUCAGCAAAUCGGCGUUCGAGGUAAAAAUGACGUUAACAAUACGAAAUCUACAACGAGACGAUUCCGGUUCCUACAGGUGCAUCGCCAAGAACUCCUUGGGCGAGGUCGAGAGCAGCAUCCGAGUUUACGAAAUACCGGGCCCGACCAGAGGUUACGCAAUCGCGAUCGACGAAGAGGACUACAACGAACAGCAGGGUUCCGCCGAACGGGACGACGACAUGUCGAACAGUGUUUUGGAAAGAGGACGGGGCUCCCACACGACCACACGUACGAGCGACAGGGAUAAUUCGGUCGCGGUCGACGCCGGAGUGACGCGUUAUUCGUUUUCGGCCCUAAAAUUGUUGACCGUUCCCAUUAUAUUGUUCAGGAUAUGCUCUGCAACUGAAAUGCCUACAGUUUCAGCAAUUACUCUUCUGUCGGUUAUUAGGAUUUCGUAGAUUUUUUUUAAGAAGUAACCCCAUUUGAUCGACUAGGACUAUCUUCAUUAAAAAGGUUGAUAUGCUAACCUAACCUAACCUAACUUAAAAUAACCUAACCUAUCAUAACCACACCUAACCUAACCACAUUUACAUUCUUAUGGUUGACGAAUAUAGAAUCUAUUUUAAUCUGAUGAUUUGUUAUCUUUUUCUAAAACAUAUAUGAAUAUUAAUUUUUUUCCACUUUUCAAAAUAUAAAAAUUAUGCAGAAAUUUAAUAGUUUUAAAGGUUAUGUUUAGAAAAAAUAACAGUGGUCAAAUUUGGCCUAAGCUAGUUACUUAUCAUACAAUCCUCGUAGUAAAACAUUCAAUUAUUUUAGCCUUAGGUAUUUUGUAUAUUUCUAAAACUUCACCAAAAAAUUACCAGUACAAAUAUAAAUUAUUAAUUAUUAGUUCAAAUCGUCCAAUCUCAUAUAUUAAACUUUAUGCAUCAAAAUUAUCAAAUAUGUAUAAUAUUAUAGAAAAAAUAUAUUGGUAUAAACAUAUCUAAUUAACUCACAGCGAUUCCCGUGAUAUAUUUAAACCCAUUGAUGAUAACAAGCUGACUUGUCCAGUUUGCUCUGCUUUAUUCGCUAGAAUUUUAUACUGAGUGCUUAAGGGUAACGCGAACAGGGAGGGAACUAAAGAACUUUCACGCCAGACAAAUAGGACUGCUAUCCAGAAUUUUUUGCCAACGAAAUGCAUUUGUGAGACUGGAUACAAUCCUCCAACGUGCAUGACCGUUGGCUACACUGUAUAAAUUUAAUAAAACUAAAUUUCUUGUUGUAUCGUUGGCAAUAUUAAAUUAAUGGGGCUAUUUUACUGUUUAAUAUUAGUACUAAGUUCAUUUGUUAUUGAAAAAAUGUUGUAUGUUACAUUUAUUGUAGUUUUAAUAGGAAAUAUAUUUUUUAGAGUAAUAUAAAGUUGGUAAUUAUACCGAAUUAAUUUGCCAUUCCUAUUGUUUCUAUAAAUUCAUGUGUAUAUAAAAUUAUGAAAAUAUAUAAAUGUUUAUGGUUGUUGCAAAAUGAGUGUCUCUACCUAUAGUAAAAUUGUAGAGUUAAACAAAAAUAAUUUGAAUUGCAAAUAUACUUUUAGUGCACGUUUAUAAAUUUAUAUACGUUUUUGCAUAAUCAAUUUUCAAAUACAAUUCAAUCAAUUAGUCCUCUAGCAAAAUUGUAUUUUAUGUACAGUUAAAUAUAAACAUAAAUCAGAAUUAUUUUCUCCAUAAUGCAAUGAUUCACGUCAAACGACUUUACGGACCAAAGACAUGCUUUUAGUGACACCAUUUUGUAAUGGCACCUUUUUCGUAUGUGUUAAAUUUAUUUAUUGACCACUAGAGAAAGAUCUUCUAUAUGUAUGGGGUUUUUUAAGUGUAUAAAAUGAAAGACCAUACGGUAUGUUGCCUUAUAAGAUAUGUCAAAUAAAUAUUCUAGCGUAAGAUUUUAGGCAUUUUAGAAAGAAAAGAAUUAUAAGUGUUAAAUAGUUCCUCAAAAGAUUUUAUUCGGUUAGUUUUGGUUAUAACUUCAUGUUUUUGUUCAUCUAUAAUCUAAUAUUCGCUGACUAUACUAUUUCACCAUUGUAUGUUCUGUAUA
Aethina tumida (small hive beetle) is the source of this 2875-nucleotide messenger RNA. RefSeq names its product lachesin-like. Gene Ontology annotation, cellular component: neuron projection. Lineage: Eukaryota; Metazoa; Arthropoda; Insecta; Coleoptera; Nitidulidae. The record is from RefSeq and is a predicted model, not a curated record. The transcript is spliced from 9 exons. The annotation marks the transcript as partial.